CCCUUCACCGAAUCGAUAAUCACAAUCAAGUUCAAAGGGAGCGCCUGACAACGUUCAUCGGCAAUGUUCACGUCCUUGCGCGCCACACCACCUUCUUUCUCAAGUACUACCUUGCUGAUCAUCCUCUACACGGUUUCCCGGACAUCACCGACAAGCACAUCAGUGUGAUAUUCUGCAAUGUCACGGAUUCGCCCCCAUACGCAUGCGAUAUUGCCAACAGACCGCAGCGUACACAGCUCAGAGCAUCUUCACCAACCUCAAAGUUAACGUACAAGAGCAUUUUAUGCAAAUGUUUCUGGGCUACGUUAACGAAAGGAUUGGUUUGAAGCGAGUCGUACUGCAUCUCCAUAGAGCCAGAGCCAACCGAGCGCAGCGGAGACAGUAUUAUCAGCGGGUCCAUCAAUUUACAAAAUUUGCGACGUUUGAAGAGUUUCCAACCGAAGAAGAGUUUGCGCGCCUCACACGACUUGAGCGGACUGUCCUCGACGAGCUAUGGGCUCUGUUUCCUCCCCAGGAUGAGCCGCUUGCGUACAGCCUUGCGGUGGACGCAAUGCCAUAUUUAGGUGCCUAUUGUGAGCUCUCACGCCUCUAUGAGCGCCGUGGAAUGUGGCUGUUUUCCGCUAUCCCGCUGCGCAAAUCUCGUAUCCAGUCAUCUGUUCGGAUCGACACGCUGAUCCUAGCCAUUCAUAUCCUGGGUUUGAGCCAACGUCGCAUGGGGAAAUUCACCGAUGAACGCAAGCGGGAGCUGUGGGGGCAGUUUCUCAAUGUGAAUGACAAAGUCUUCAAGCAUCGAAAGAAGCUUGGUCUUAAAUUUAAUGGAUCAAUCAGCACAAACGGGUAUUCCGCUACCAUCCACUUCAAGAAGCCAGGGCUCAAGUAUAGGCAUCGGGCCCGGAAGCGCAGAAAGGCCCAAAUGCGGGAAGAAGUCAAGCAGCUGUAUUUUGAGCAUCACAUCGCCGAACUACGGGAGGAUCCAAACAUCGUCAGGAUUGAUCCGGGCAAGAGUGACCUCUUGUUCUGUCGAGACAUCAAGAAGGAGCGGCCAUUUCGAUACACAUCCAAUCAACGGGCGGUCGAGACAAAGUCUCGGUACUUUCAAAGAGACAUGACAGAGCAAAAGAUCAAUGCCGGCAUCGCUGAGAUGGAAUCGCGUAUUCCGUCGUACAAGAGCAUGAACAUCGAGGAGUUCUCAGCGUUCAUUGUGGAUUACGAACAUGCGGAUCCCGCCCUGGACGAGUUUUACCAGGAUGAGAUUCACGUGGCUCGCAGAUUCAAGGCGUUCUCACUGCGGCAAAAGUCUGAGAGCAAGCUCAUCAAGAACAUGCGACGCCUGUAUGGAAAGCAUUUUUCGGUCAUUUUGGGUGAUUGGAGCGACGCUGGAAAAACCAUGCGCUUUCAGGAGUCAUCAAAGACCAAAGGAUUCCGCACACUCUUUGCAAGAAACAGCAUUCCAUGCUACUUGCUAGAUGAGUAUCGAACGUCUUCCGUGUGCCCAGACUGCCACGGGCGUGUGAAGAAAAACAUCCGACGCCGGCUGUCGUCUCGGCUGUGGCAAGCUAGAAAGGGAAGAAUGGAAUUCGUCCAUGGAUUGGUGGGUUGCCCCAACCCCGAAUGUAUCAACCAAGACUGGACGCCAUUUGAGAUUCCUGGGAGACAACCACUACGGAUGAAAGUGCACAAUCGGGACGUCCUAAGCACCAAGACUUUCCUCUCGAUUGUGCGCUCGGUGGUGUUUGGCAAUGGCCGCCGACCAGACGCAUUCUCCCGUAACCGGUAGUCUAGAUUUCACCCCAUCCCAUUUUCCAUGGUGGUUAUCUGCCAUCCACAUCAUUGUACCUCUGCCUGAGGCGUCGCCGAUGAUGGGAACU
Messenger RNA from Fimicolochytrium jonesii, 1868 nucleotides. RefSeq lists its product as uncharacterized. The transcript has 7 exons. Bases 203 to 1777 code for a protein of 524 amino acids. The record is from RefSeq and is a predicted model, not a curated record. NCBI's taxonomy places the organism in Eukaryota, Fungi, Chytridiomycota, Chytridiomycetes, Spizellomycetales, Powellomycetaceae.